GGGGUGUGAGUGUUGGUGUGGGGUUUGCAAGACUGGCGUUUGUGCGGAGCUUUGGCUAUGGCUUAGCUGGUGACGUGUUGCUGAAGAGCAGGGAGAGGGGUAACAGGAUUUACCCCCCUGUACUGAGACACAGGGAGUCAGGAGGGGAUGGGGCAGAACUGUGUCUGUCUCUGCGCUGGACCUGCACUGCUGCUGCUGCUGCUGCAUGGGGUCAAGAAAGGAAGGCGGAUCAAAUAUUAAUGACACGGCUGCUCAAAGUACACAAGAAUACUACACAUUUGCACAGCAACAGCUCUUGGAAAUGCCACAUGCCAUUAACAUAUGUUGGUUAUAAAGAACAUCCGCAAUAAUCUACAGCCUGAAAGCCUGUGAAUCUUAAAUCACUAUGGACGAUGUACUCAUCAGUUACUGUGUCGUUACCGGCAGCUUCCUGGGCUUCCAACUCCUCUUCUCAGCAAUUAGCCCCCGACUCUUUACUAAAUACUCCAGCACCUACAGACAGCUCAGCUUUGGCAAGCAGUGUGAGUGGGACUCAAGGUUUGUUUCCACAAACCAUGCGCUAAUCGUUGGGUCUGCAUGUUUGUAUAUUCUGGCCUAUGAUGAUGCUGUGAAUGCUGACCCCAUAUGGGGUGAUCCGUUUUGGGUGAAAAUGAACGUUGCCAUCACUUGCGGCUAUCUCGUGCAAGAUCUACUGCUCCUGGCGCGCUUCUGGAAAGUGAUGAGGGACCCGUAUAUGGUGUGCCACCACCUGGCCGUCUUUUACUCCUAUGGAUACGUGCUGAAUCGCGGCGUGCUGCCAUAUUUUGCCAACUUCAGGCUGAUUUCAGAACUUUCCACACCCUUCGUUAAUCAGAGGUGGUUCUUUGAUGUGAUUGGGAAGCCACGCUCCUCCUGGCCAGUCCUGUUAAAUGGAUUAGCCAUGGCUCUAGUCUUUUUCAUAGUUCGCAUCGCAGUGAUCCCCAGCUACUACUCUCAGGUGUUUGCCACUUUUGGCACGGAAGGCUACAUCAGACUGGGCAUUGGCCCGCAGGUGGCGUGGAUUGUGUCCUGUGUGGUGCUAGACAUUCUCAAUGUAUUCUGGAUGUACAAGAUAGCUCGUGGGUUUUACAAGGUUGUGAAAGCCAAGCCUGAUGGGAAACCAAGGAGGAACCACGCAGACUGAGCCCACGCUCUGCUCAUUGGAUGUCUUAGGCACGUGACCAAUCACAAGGAUAGAGACUGUAUAUGGUGGGACCUUCUCUAUGUCAAUUAUAUCCAUCUAUUGUGACACAAACCAUUUUAAGUGCAAAUUCAGCGUUAUGUGGACCAACGUUGGCUUGUCACCCAAGCUGACACUAUAGAGCCUUGCCAUAAAGGUGCCUUAGUAUGGGGGAAAAGCAAAGUUUGGGAAUGGACAAAUCAUAUCAUGAGGGGUAGAACAAUGUACUCACGGAUUAGCAUCUAAUAAAGGAUUGCUUUCCCUGGCAA
This is a messenger RNA of Xenopus laevis (African clawed frog), 1467 nucleotides long. It is a transcript of the gene tlcd4.2.L, whose product is annotated as TLC domain containing 4, gene 2 L homeolog. The transcript is spliced from 8 exons. The coding region runs from base 386 to 1162 and encodes 258 amino acids. Gene Ontology annotation, cellular component: endoplasmic reticulum; membrane. Gene Ontology annotation, biological process: lipid homeostasis. Lineage: Eukaryota; Metazoa; Chordata; Amphibia; Anura; Pipidae. The record is from RefSeq and is a predicted model, not a curated record.